This is a messenger RNA of Zophobas morio, 1104 nucleotides long. RefSeq names its product caspase-1-like. Lineage: Eukaryota; Metazoa; Arthropoda; Insecta; Coleoptera; Tenebrionidae. The transcript is spliced from 4 exons. The record is from RefSeq and is a predicted model, not a curated record. The coding region runs from base 66 to 926 and encodes 286 amino acids. Gene Ontology annotation, biological process: apoptotic process; proteolysis; positive regulation of neuron apoptotic process. Gene Ontology annotation, cellular component: cytoplasm.
UUAAUAUAUAGGUUGGAAACAGUUAAGUGUGCUUUAUUAUCAAAUUGUAGCAAAAAACGGUUCAGAUGGGUAGUGACAGUUCCAAUACAGAUUUUCUUAACAUCUUUAAAUCUCAAAAGCCAAAACCAGAAGAAAACCAUGACCAACUGUCGCCUUCGCCCUACGCUGAUACCUACAAAAUGGACCACUCAAAAAGAGGCAUCGCCGUUAUUUUCAACCACGUCAACUUUUCUCACCCCGAGUGUUCAAAAAGAAACGGAUCCGACAAAGACAGAGACGACUUAGUAGAUAUGUUUCAUAAUUUGAACUUUGAUGUUUUGGUGCACAAUGACCUAACAGCUCAUGAUAUCGCCCGUGUACUGAUCACAGUAUCUGGGAUGGAUCAUACUGAUUCCGAUUGUCUUGCUGUAGUAGUAAUGAGUCAUGGAGAUAAUGGCAAGCUUUAUGCAAGGGACCGGGAGUACCCCACUAGGACUAUUUGGAAAUAUUUUACUGCAAGCAAUUGUCCCACGCUUGCAGGCAAACCUAAAUUAUUUUUUGUACAGGCCUGUAGAGGAACUGGUUUACAUUCUGCUGCAACCCUUCAGUACAAAACUGGUGGAGUAGAAGAAGACAGUUCUUCGGAUGACGCUUAUUAUUCCAUUCCAGUAAUGGCUGACAUUCUGGUGAUGUAUUCCACUGUUGAAGGUUUCUAUUCUUGGAGAGAUCCCGGCAAAGGAGGAUAUUUUAUUCAGUCUUUAGUGAAACAGAUGAAACUAUACCACAAAACUAAAGAUCUGUUGACUAUUUUAACUUUUGUUAAUCGUGAAGUCGCUGUUGAUUUUACUUCAUAUGAACCAGGCUUGCCUGAAUACUGUGGGCAGAAACAAAUGUGUUCUAUUGUUAGUAUGUUGACGAGACUGGUGUAUUUUAAUAAAAGGAUUUGAAACUGUUAGGCUAGAUGUUAUACUUCGCUAUUAACUACAGUUUAUUAUUUAUAUAUUUACUGUAAUUUAUUAUAAGAAAAAAUAUUGAGAAAAGUGGUAAACAAGGCGCUAUUUAUUGUUAAAAAGGAUUUUGUAAACGAUCUUGAGUGGUGUUAUCGUAAUUAAAUAAUAAUUAUUA